Molecule: messenger RNA, 1341 nt
Organism: Colletotrichum truncatum
Lineage: Eukaryota; Fungi; Ascomycota; Sordariomycetes; Glomerellales; Glomerellaceae
Product: xaa-pro aminopeptidase family enzyme
Source: RefSeq, a predicted model, not a curated record
AUGCAUUGGCUCGUCCCACUCAUCCCGGCGGCAGCCCUGCUCUGCCAGCCAGCCUUAGGUGACCCCAAACCAAAGUACAACCCGCUCCCUCCGCUCCGCGAACAAGCCCGCGUCCAGGAUGCGUGGACCGAGGAGCGGAAAGCCGCAAUCCCCGCUCUCCUCAAGAAACACGGCGUUGACGCAUGGCUGAUAAGCCAGCGCGAGUAUGCCGAGGAAACGGUCUUUUGGUCCCUCAAACCAGCAACGACCUUUUCCGCACGGCGCCGCACGACAUGUCUGUUCCUGGCAGAGUCCGCCGCCUCUCUCCCGAAGCAGCCGGGAUGCAUCAUAGGCUGGGUCAGCGACGUCUGGGAGACUCUGAAAGAGCAGCUGGAAGCAGCGAACCCCGCGACCAUCGCCAUCAAUGCGCACCCUGAAAUCGCCUUCGCGAGCGGUCUACAUGCCGGCGAGUACCAAGCCAUGAUCAGCGGUCUCGGCGGUGACUGGACGCGGCGGAUGGUCGUCAAGCCUGAGAUUGCCGUCGAGUACAUCGCGUCUCAGCCAUAUGCGAAGCUGCCGCGGUACAAGGAGAUCAUGGAAACGGCGUGGGCGAUGAUUGCGCGCGCAUUCAGCGAGGAGGUGGUCGUCCCUGGAAAGACCACUACGGAGGACGUGGAGUGGUGGCUUAGGGAAGAGAUCCAGGCGCAUAACUUCUCGACGUGGUUCCAUCCUAGUGUGAGCGUUGUCGAUGAGUCGCUGCCGUGGGUCAUGAAGAUGGAGCGAAGCGUAGAUGCGGGCGUCGGAGGAAGGGUUAUUGAGUAUGGCGAUAUGUUGCACGUCGACUUUGGGCUCACGGCGAUGGGGUUGAACACUGAUACGCAACAUUUGGGAUACGUUUUGCGUCCCGGUGAGAAGGACGUUCCUGAAUCGCUGAAGGAGGGUCUGAAGAAGGGAAAUAGACUGCAGGAUAUUGUGAGGAAGAACAUCGCCGUUGGCAAGACGGGAAACGAGAUGCUCAAGGCCUCUUUGGAGGAGAUGCACAAGGAUGGUAUCCGGGGCCGCGUUUACUCUCAUCCCAUCGGGGACUGGGGACAUGCUGCAGGACCUUUGAUCGGCAUGACCAACAUGCAAGACUACGUCGCAGUUUCGGGCGAACUGGCUGCGGUUCAAAACAUGUGGUUCAGCGUCGAGUUGCUCGUGGAGCACUACGUUCCCGAAAGGAACCAGACGCUUUGGUUUGCCCUUGAGGAGGACGUGUACUGGGCUGGCGAGGAGAAGGGAUGGCAGUGGGUGUACGGCCGUCAGGAAGAGUUCCACCUUGUCAAGACAGCAAAGACGCAAGACGCAACUGAAGAGCUGUAG